AUGAAUAGAAACGCAGUAAAGUUUCUUGUUCGUUUUCAUCCUAUUUUUACUUUUUUCAAAGUGGCUGAGUUGUUAUCCUUGACUUCCUGUCCUAACUUUCUCUCUCCAGAUGAUACAUCUUCAGCGAAAACUUGGUUGAUGAUCUACUACUCAAAAACGAAACAGUGUGACUAUCCGGUGACCGCGAACAUCUCACAACUCAAUCUCUCUAGGACACGAUUUGGAGUAAUCAGCUACCGUCACCUGAUAAAAAACAAUUGUCACGCAUUUGUGACACUGGCAUCAAAUCAGCAAAUUAGGAAAUCACAUGUAGUAGUGAGCAUGAAGAACAAAAGAUAUCAAGAUAAAAAGAAAUACAUGAGCAUUCAUGAAGAAAAAGGUAUUUUAAAGCCUAUGGCAUUAUUUUCUCCUUUUUAA
Molecule: messenger RNA, 417 nt
Organism: Echinococcus granulosus
Lineage: Eukaryota; Metazoa; Platyhelminthes; Cestoda; Cyclophyllidea; Taeniidae
Exons: 5
Coding region: 1-417 (138 amino acids)
Source: RefSeq, a predicted model, not a curated record